AUGGCGGGGGCAGAAUACGAGGCCUCCAAGGCUGGAGAAGCUGUCCUGCGUACAGAGGAGACUCUGACGAGGUCAUCCUCAUCUUCGCUAUCCGACCAGCGGGCCGCCUUCCUGUCGACGUUCACGGCCGAAGAAGACCGCAGAAUAAUGCGCAAGGUCGACAAAAGGUUCCUGUUACUCAUUGGACUGAUGUAUAUGCUUAAAAAUGUGGACUACACGAAUGCGGCCACUGUCAAGGUUCUGCAGGUCGGCGAGCCUCGGAAUAUAUUGACGGAAUUGAAAAUGACGCCCGACGAGUACAAUUGGGUGCAGUCCAUUUAUUUCAUAUCCUAUAUUGUGUUUGAGACUCCAUCCAACCUCCUUUUGAAAAGGAUAACACCUCGACACUGGCAGUCUCGGAUCAUUGGGACUUGGGGAGUUGUGCUUGCCGCUCAUGCUGCAGUGACGAACAAGCACGGCUUGUAUACGGCUCGUUUCUUCCUCGGAAUGAUGGAGGCGGGAUUGUUCCCCGGUCUCGCUGCUCAGCUCUGUUCUUGGUACCGCAGUGACGAGAUGGGCAAGCCAAUAAUGUGGAUGUUUGGCUUUCAGAAUUGCGCCGGAAUAGUUGGUUCAAUCGUGGCUUAUGGCGUGAGUUAUAUGAAUGGUCUGGGUGGAUUGAGUGGUUGGCAAUGGGUCUACCUUCUGGAAGGGAUUUUCACUGUCCUCUUCGCCGGUGUCGUUUUCGUCGUCCUCCCUGAUUAUCCCAAAUCUAAGCGGUCUGCGAAAUGGUUGACGCCACGAGAGCAAGAAUACAUCGAGAUGCGACUUACCGAGAAUGCUCCGCGCACGGAUGACCCUGCUUUUAGCAAGAAAGAAGUACUAGCUUCGCUGAAGAAUCCUCGCACAUAUGCGUUUUGCCUGUCUCAGAUCCUUAUGAACCUCGGUGGAUACGGUCUCCAAUGGCAAUUGCCAACAGUCACCACCGGCCUUGGAUUUGCAGGUCUCCCUCGAAACCAGUUGCUCAACAUACCACCAGCGGCAGCAAGCGUCUUGUCAAUCAUCUUUGCCGGUUGGUUUCUCAGUCGUGCGUUUAUGACGCGACCAGCAUUCAUCAUGAUCAUUUGUGCUGGGGCACUGGCAUUUUUCCUCGUCCUUGUCACCGACGUCAGCCGGACUGCAACGUACAUUGCUUGUAUUUUUGGAACCAUGUUCUACUCGGUGUAUUUCAUACCGUUCUGGGCUUGGCGCUCUGCAACUCUAGAAGGCUCUACCGGCACAGCCUUCACACUUGCAUUCCAAUCCUGUAUUGGCCAGGUUGGCGGAGUUGUUGGACCACAGCUUUUCAGACAGAAAUACGCACACAAUGGAUACAAGGUGUCCUUUGGCAUCUGCGCAGGAGCCAUCGGAGCGAGUUGGCUUGCAAAUGUCUGGACAUGGUACCUUACUCAUAAGAACGAGAACGACGUCCGGCGGGUGCGAAGACUCAGGAUCAAAGCCAGACAGGAAGGUGGCGUGUGGGCAGGCGAAGACGUGAAGCUCCGGAAGGACCAGCCAGUGUGA
Exophiala spinifera is the source of this 1539-nucleotide messenger RNA. RefSeq lists its product as uncharacterized. Bases 1 to 1539 code for a protein of 512 amino acids. Gene Ontology annotation, biological process: transmembrane transport. The transcript is spliced from 6 exons. The record is from RefSeq and is a predicted model, not a curated record. Gene Ontology annotation, cellular component: membrane. Lineage: Eukaryota; Fungi; Ascomycota; Eurotiomycetes; Chaetothyriales; Herpotrichiellaceae. Gene Ontology annotation, molecular function: transmembrane transporter activity.